Molecule: messenger RNA, 1563 nt
Organism: Aegilops tauschii subsp. strangulata
Lineage: Eukaryota; Viridiplantae; Streptophyta; Magnoliopsida; Poales; Poaceae
Source: RefSeq, a predicted model, not a curated record
AUGCACCCAAUGCUGGACUUUGUCAACUUGCCGGCUUACGCAGCCGGCCCGCCUGCCGAGCCACGCACGAGCUGGGAGUAUCGGCUGAAGCGCCUGUCGGCCUCCGCCUCCGCCUCCCUCACCCGACUCCAGGAGAUGACGGAGUCAGAGGGCCUCAGGGCCUCAGACCUGCUGGCCGGCUUCAUGGAACGCCGGCGCUUCCCGGGCCAGUCGGCAGACGGUGCUCCGGUGCCUGGCUAUCAGUACCGGGUGGACCGGGCGGAGAGUGAUGCGGACGACCCCGAGCUGGGGGCGUCCACUGUGGAGGACGACGACGCCGUGGGAGGCAGCGGUGAAGGAGCAGGCGACCUCGGGGAGUGGCCGGAUGACGACGAUGAGGACAACGAGCCGCGCCGCGCUCAUGGCACCGACAGGACGGGUGCCGGCUCCUCGGCCGUGCCGGCCACUGCAGGCGCGCCCCACUUGUCGCGAGCCUCGUCCGGCUCGGUGAUCGGGGCGGCAGAAGGCUCCGCGGGCCCCCGCAGCGUAGAUCCUCUCGCCGACCUCCAGCAGGCGACGGAGAGGAACGCGCGGGAGGCGCGAGAAGAGCGGGAGGCCGCGGCCCGGGAGAAGGCGGAGGCGGCCAAGGCGACAAAAGCGGAGGCCGAUGCCACGGCCAAGGCCGAAGCCGACACAGCGGCCAGGGAGCAGGCGGACGUGGCCGCCAAGGCACAGGCGGAGGAGGCGUCCCGCAGCCGAGCUCUGGAGUCCACCUGCCCGCAGCACGUGGAUCCGCCGGUGCCAGAGGGCCAGGCGCCGACAAGAGAGGCUGGCGCUGAUCAGUCGGCCUUGGAGAGGGGAGGGGGCGACCAUGUUGUCUUGGGGGCGGAGGACUACCACAACAUCCGCGCGGCCGCCUUCAAUUCCCAGGUCCAGGAGCUGGCCAAGCGGACCACCGACCUGAACCAGAGCUGGAAGGCCACCGCAGAUCUGCGGAAGUGCCUGGGCGAGGUGGAAUCCGAGCUCCGCACCAAGGAGCAAGAGCGCAGCCAGGCGGCCCAGGAGUGCGACCGCCUGACCAAGGAGCUGGCGGACCAGGCGGAGCGGCACAAGGCGGAGCUCCAAAAGCUGAAGGACAGCGAGGCUCACCUCCAGGCCGAGUUCGAGACUCAACGCUCGAACUGGGCCGAGAAGGAGAAGAUUAUGACCGACGGCUAUGAGUUCUUUCCCGAUCAAUCCGUCACCGUCAGCCAGGCCAUCGAGGCACGACGCGACAUGCAAAGGAGGGCUGGCGCGGAAAUUGUGCCCAAUGUGCCCCGGACUCUCGGCGAGCAACUUCUUACCGUCCAGGCGCGCCUGCGGCCGGUUCACGGGAUGCUCCGCCGCCUGCAGCGUGCCUGGUCUCAGGUGCUGUCUGCCCUCUGGCCGGAUGCUCAGGUCCCACGCACCCCCAACCGGAUUGCCGACUGGUCGGAGAUAGUAGUCGGACGCUUCGAGGCUUGGAAGGGCGCCGCAGCUUGGGCUGGCGCCAAGACGGCCUUGGAGUUUGUCAAGGCAUGGUAUCCAAGCCUGGACCUGGCCUAG